UUCGGGAGAGUUCUGGUCAGCCGAAACCUAACCAACCUGCUGGACAUUGACAACAUCACAAUCUACCUGCCGAGCUCCGAUGCUUUCUUCAAAUACGAUGCUGAGCUUGGGGAAGCGACGAAAUGGGCAACUCUACUCACGUACGCAACGCAAAACGGGAGAUUCACUCUAGCACACCUACCUAAGGAAGGAAAGAUUAAGUCUCGCCUAGGACCCGAUCGUUUCCUCUAUGUAAACACAUUCUAUAUUGGAGGACGACAGGUAACUACCAUUAAUGGAGCAUCUAUCAUCUACGCCGAUAUCAUCACCGACAAUGGAGUCAUUCACAUCCUUGACAGUAUUAUCUACCCUAUCGGAAGUGGCCUUACCAUCGCCCAGUACAUUGAAAAACCAGAGGAUGCUGCUUUCACCUUUAGUGCAAUCGUAAUGGCCGACAUAGUGGCACAGUCACUGAAACGCAAGACCAACAACACACAAGCUCUGAUAACUUCUUUCUCGCCAAACGACUCGUAUCUGGUCGACAUGGCAGAGUACGGCAAAACUCCUUUGUUUGAAAACAUCACUUUGCUCAAGGAGGUGUAUGAGGCACACAUUAUCGAGAACGAGGCACUUUUCCUUCCAUACGAGAUUGCAGAGAUUCCGCCCAAGCGCGCCAUGUUUGGCACACUUCGUUUUUACAGACGUGGUGGAUACUUAUACGUGGUCAACAACCGAGUGCACGCCCGUGUUGUGAAGCCAAACAUCCCCACGACCAACGGAGUCAUCCACGUUAUUGACAACCUGCUGAGGUACGUCUUCCACAACGCCGUCCAGAUCACCAACGAUGACAACAUCAACUCCACAAGGAUGUUUAACAAGUGCAUCAAAGCUCUAGCCGAGGACCAGCUAAGCCGGUUGGCCUCUGCAACUCUCACAAUGUUUAUUCCUAGUGACUUCGCUUUUUCAAAAUCGCCGUUGUUUUGGCAGAGGCCGCGGUUUGCACCUGGCCAUUAUACAAACAUUGUUGCCAAGCAUGUAACUUUCGGCCAAGUGUUGGACGCUGUUUCCUUGUACGACGGACGUAAACUGGUAAUUAGCCAGGAUCAGGUGCUCACAGUUGUACACAGCGAUGGAGAAAUUUUUCUGGAGACGGCUGACAAGAAAAUAAGGUCUAGAAUUUCGGUGACAGACUCGGGUGUUACUAAUGGUGUGGUUCAUCUUUUGGACAAUCUCUUGACCAUCAACUUCACAAUCUGGGAAGCAAUCAGCGAUAUCCCUGCUCUAAGGCGUGUUUAUGAUGUCAUCAGUAAAGACAUUGGAGACCUACGGCACAUGUUUAACACCGGGUCGGACACACUGACGGUCUUCCUGCCGUCAAACAUGGUCUUUGAUGAACACCGGGACAUCAUUCAGUCUAUGAUACAAGAUGACCCGGAAGGCUUUCUUGAG
Messenger RNA from Candidula unifasciata, 1428 nucleotides. NCBI's taxonomy places the organism in Eukaryota, Metazoa, Mollusca, Gastropoda, Stylommatophora, Geomitridae. The record is from the annotation of a GenBank genome assembly.